Molecule: messenger RNA, 2232 nt
Organism: Sphenostylis stenocarpa
Lineage: Eukaryota; Viridiplantae; Streptophyta; Magnoliopsida; Fabales; Fabaceae
Source: the annotation of a GenBank genome assembly
AUGCGAUUGAAUAUCACAAAUGCUUUACUAUCAUCACUCCCACACGCUUCGCCCACUUCCAAAUUCAAAUUCACGUUCCCACCCGGAAAUUGCAUUCGCGUUCGCGCUCUCAACGCCUUCUCCUCUCUCCUAACUACUCGCCACGACGACCACGACGAUUUGUUCGCCCCUCUUCCCACUCCCCGUCACGUCGACAAAGCCACCAACGCCAUCGAGAGAAUCGCCCUGCGCUUGCGCAACUUAGAGUUAGCCUCCGCCGACCACGCUGCUGACGACGAUUUCCUGCGACGCGAAUGGCUUCGUCCCGACGAGGCGCUUUUGCCGUGGAACAAGCAAGAAGAAAAAGAGGAGGAGGAGCACGAGGAACAGGAGAAGGGGAAACUAAAGAAAAAGAGCGUUAAUGCAGCGACACUGGCGGAGCAAUCGCUGGAGGAGGAGGAGCUGCGGCGGUUACGAACGCUGGGAAUAAGUCUUAAAGAGAAGAUCACUAUCCCCAAAGCUGGCCUCACGCGAGCCGUGCUCGACAAAAUUCACCGUCAAUGGAGCAACUGCGAGUUGGUGAGGCUCAAGUUUCACGAGCAUCUUGCCCAGAACAUGAAGUUGGCUCAUCAAAUUGUUGAGGGUAGAACUAGAGGUUUAGUUAUAUGGAAGUCGGGAAGAUAUAUGUGGGUGUACCGUGGUAGGAAUUACCAAGGGCCGAUGCAACCAAAUGAAAAGGAAGGAGAUGAUCAAAUUUAUGUGCCCGCAAAUGGUGAUCCAGUUUUCUGGAAGGAGAACAUGACACCAGAGGAAGUGGAGUUUAACAGGAUGCUUGAUGGCUUUGGUACUCGUUUCGUUGAAUGGUGGGGCACUGGAAUACUUCCAAUUGAUGCUGAUUUGCUUCCCCCUACAGUUCCUGGUUACAAGACGCCUCUUAGGCUUCUUCCUGCUGGAAUGCGUCCACGACUGACCAAUGAUGAACUCACCAAUAUGCGGAAACUUGCCAAAUCACUUCCUUGUCACUUUGCCUUGGGGAGGAAUAGAAAUCUUCAAGGUCUGGCAUCUGCUAUUCUCAGGCUUUGGGAGAAAAGUUUAGUUGCAAAGAUUGGAGUCAAGCGUGGUCUUGUGAAUACAAAUAAUGAACUGAUGGCUCAGGAGCUGAAGAAAUUAACAGGAGGUACCUUACUUCUACGGAACAAAUAUUACAUUGUAAUAUUUCGUGGGAAGGACUUUGUUCCCACCAGUGUAGCUGCUGUUAUUGCUGAAAGACAGGAAAUGACAAAACACAUGCAGGAUGUUGAGGAGAAGGUCCGGUGCAAAGUUCAUGACGUAGCUCCAUCAAGGGAAGAUGAAUCAACAGCACAAGCAGGAUCAUUGGCGGAGUUCUAUGAGGCUCAGGAAUGCUGGGGAAGGGAUAUAUCUACUGAAGAAAAGGAUAGGAUGAUGCAAGAUGCGGCCAAAUCUAAGCAUGCUAAGCUUGUAAAAAAAAUUGAUCGUAAACUAGCUGUUGUAAGUAUCUACUUGUUUUGUGAAGGUUAUAUGCUUGGAAAAGCCCAGGCCAAAAGGCUUAGAGCAGAAAAGCUGUUGGCAAAAAUAGAAGCAUCUUUGGUUCCAGUUGGUCCUGAUUAUGACAAGGAAACAGUCACAGAUGAAGAAUGUGUUAUGUUCCGUUCAGUUGGUUUAAGAAUGAAGGCAUACUUGCCACUUGGUAUACGCGGUGUUUUUGAUGGUGUCAUUGAGAAUAUGCAUUUACAUUGGAAACAUCGAGAACUUGUUAAGUUAAUAACAAAACAAAAGACUCUUGCUUUUGUUGAAGACACAGCUAGGUUACUGGAAUAUGAGAGUGGUGGAAUACUAGUAGCAAUAGAUAAAGUUCCUAAAGGAUUUUCUCUUAUUUACUAUCGUGGAAAGAAUUAUCGGCGACCUAUGACUCUAAGGCCUAGAAACCUUCUAACAAAGGCAAAGGCAUUGCAGCGUUCAAUAGCCAUGCAACGGCAUGAGGCUCUGAGUCAGCAUGUAACUGAAUUGGGGGAAAAAAUAGAAAAAAUGAAAAAAGAACUUGUUUUCUCGCAAGAUUUGGGGCCUGAAGAUAGGUGGAACAUUGAGGACGACAACCAAAUAGACCAUAUAUCAGAAUUCGCCCCAGCGGUUGUUCUGCAGAAUGAGGAUGAAUACUCUGACAGAGAUGACAAUGGUGGGGAUUUCAAUAGCGAGGAAUACAGUGAUUGCAAUGAUGAGGAUUCUGAAUUUUAG